AUGGCCAGAAACAUGUGCGAAGACGAGCGAAUCGUCGAGGGGCCUGGGCUACCACCAGCCCUGGUUUUGAAGGACAUCAAUAUCGGACAGUUCCUUGACCAGCAGGCAGAAAAGCACGCCACGAAUACCGCUCUGGUUUCUACAUGGCAAGAUGCGAGGCUGACGUACGGGGAUCUGCACAACUCGUGCAAAUCUGUUGCUAAGCAUCUCUUGCAGCGUGGUGUACGGCGCCAUGAUCAUGUUGUUGUGCUGGCUGGAAACUCGGUGGAAUAUGUGCAGCUGUUCUUCGCAGUGGCGGCCAUAGGCGCCGUAUUUUGCAUCAUCAAUCCAACCUUUGCUGCUGAUGAGGUCCUUGCUGCGGUCGAGUUCUUGGACCCGAAGGCUAUUUUCGUGGCAGACAGGAUCGGAUAUCGCAAGAACAACGCCCUUUUGGCUGAGCUUGUGAACCGGCGUGGGCUCACCACAUGCUUAGUGCAGUUGACCACUGGGAAACCCACCGAGAGCGUGCCAUCAUGGCGUGAGUUCCUACAAAUGGAGCAAAUGGAUGGCGACGGCAGCGAUCUCUUGGCGCAAAACUGGGCCACGUGCCAUCCCGGGGACGCCGUUUGCAUCCAGUUCACCAGCGGCACGACAGGUCCGCGGAAGGGAGCCAUGAUCACGCACACUAAUCUCCUUAGCAAUGCUGUCCUCGUGGGAGAUCGGCUUGGGUACACAGCAGCAGAUGUUGUCUGUUCCACAACGCCACUGUUCCAUUGCUUUGCACUCGGCUGCGGCCUCUUGUCCACGGUGGCGUACGGCGGAACUGUCGUCCUUCCCUCGGAUGUUUUCCUCGCCGGAGCAACGUUGCAAGCCCUCUCCAAGUUCAAAUGUACCGUGAUACAUUCAGUAGCCACCAUGCUGCAGGCCAUGAUGGACCAUCCGGAUGCCAGUAUCCACCGUCCCAACAUGGUCUUGCGGACUGGUAUCAUCGGCGGGUCGGCUCUGACGAAAGAACUACUCACGAGGUUGAGCGCCGAGUUUGGUUACCAUGGUGUAGCCUAUGGCUACGGCAUGACCGAAGCUACCUGCAUUGUGUUCAUGACGGACCCAAGCAAGGUCUCCCUACUGGAUGACUUCUCGUCCGUGGGCACGCUCUUGCCUUCUCUAUCGGCCAAGGUUGUCGAUGCAGAUCUCCAGACUCUCCCAGCUGGGACUCCAGGUGAACUGCUCGUUGCAGGGCACUGCGUAUUCCGAGAGUACUACAAGAACCCGGGCAAGACGGAGGAAGCGGUCGUCAGGGACGCGCAGGGGCGACGCUGGCUUCGCACGGGAGACCUUGUCACGAUCGACGAGGCGGGAAGGUGCGCCAUGAUUGGCAGGGUGAAGGAUAUGAUCAAGAGGGGCGGCGAGAACAUCUUUCCACGCGACGUGGAGGAGGUGCUGGAGCAGCAUCCCAGUAUCCAUGCGGCGGCUGUGGUGGGGAUCCCCGAUCCCUACUGGGGUGAAAUCGUUGGCGCCUUCAUCCAACGUGCCAAGGCCGGAGAUGGGGACCGGGCCGCCGACCGGGAAGCUGAGAGCCAGGCCCAGGCACAUGUGGGGAGCAAGGAACUUAAGCUAUGGAUGCGGGGUCGGAUACAACCCCACAAGAUGCCCGAGCACCUCUUUUGGAUCGGAGAGGGCAACGGUGUUCCUGACGAGCUGCCUGUUAACUACACCGGCAAGGUGGUAAAGUCAGACCUUCGGGCGGCUGCCACUGUACUGGUGAAGGGAUAG
Molecule: messenger RNA, 1752 nt
Organism: Pestalotiopsis fici W106-1
Lineage: Eukaryota; Fungi; Ascomycota; Sordariomycetes; Amphisphaeriales; Sporocadaceae
Exons: 3
Coding region: 1-1752 (583 amino acids)
Biological process (GO): fatty acid metabolic process
Molecular function (GO): medium-chain fatty acid-CoA ligase activity
Source: RefSeq, a predicted model, not a curated record